AUGGAAAAAAACGGAUUUGGACUUUCACGAGAUGAGGUUUUGGACUUGGUACAAUUGUAUAUUAGACAAAAUAAUAUACAGAUUCGAUUUAAAGAUCAACGCCCUGGUCCAGACUGGUUUGUUUUGUUUAGAAAAAGGCAUCGAUUAUCCAUUAAAAAACCCCAAAGCAUUGAACACAUUAGAGGUGACCAGGUCAAUCCUUGGGUAAUUUUCGACUUUUUUGACAAGUUAACACAGCUCGUAAAGGACUUAAAUCUAGAAGUAAGGCCGGGUCAAAUAUACAAUUGUGAUGAGACAUCUUUUUGCCACGACCCGUCAAAAACCAAAAUUGUUGGGGCUAUUGGUGGCAAGUGUCAACGCAAGACUAGUUCCACUGGAAGAGAAAACACCUCGGUUUUACUCUGCUGUGCCGCUGAUGGAAAAUCCCUCCCAUUGCUUUGCGUGUUCAAGGGCAAAUACGUAAUGGAAAAUUGGAUAAAUACAGAAGUUGCCACAGAAACUGCCGUUUCCGUAACUGAGCGAGGGUGGAUGGAAACAACCCUAUUUUACAACUGGUUUAAAAUGGUUUUCCUUCCAAAUAUUGGCAAUGAACGGCCUGUACUGUUGGUGUAUGACGGACAUGUAACACAUAGUUCAACAAAGCUAAUCCAGUUAGCCCAGGAAAAUAAUAUUUGCAUUAUGAAACUGCCACCUCACACUACGCAUGUUUUGCAACCACUUGAUGUUGCGGUUUUUAAAGGUUUAAAAACAGAUUGGUAUAAGGAGCUGUGCAAAUGGCAGCGUCAAAAUCCCAGAAGAAAAAUCCUCAAACCGGAAUUUACAGCUCUCCUGACGAGAGUUGCCAGUCGAAUUCCAGAGUCGAGUAUUAAAAAUGGAUUUAAGACAACAGGAAUAUACGAUCCAGAAAAAAAUGGUCCAAACAGAGACGCUAUUCCUCUUUCAGUAUUCAAGCCUGACGACCUAAAAAAAUAUAGAGACAGCCUUCCUCCUAUUACUGCUGAAGCAGAAAUCCGUGCAGAAAUCAAAGACAACCCGCCUCCAACGUGCAACAAUACUCAUGUUAGCGGUGCAACAGCAAUCAAGGAGCCAGAAAAGAACAAGAUUUCAACUUUGCAAGAUCAGGAACCAUUAAGCAACGAUGUCAGUAAUCAGCCGAGUACAUCGAGAGUCGUGUUGAAUUCAUCAGCAAAUACAGACAGCGAUCUUUCUGGAAAAGAGUCCAAAAAUCCAACACGAAAAAGUUUUGAAGAUGUGUUACUGGAACUAUUUCAAAAAUAUAAAAAAGUAAAUCCAGAACGGAAGCGUAAAAGAUUGGUAACCCAUUGUGAAAUCAUAACGUCGACAGAAUAUGCAACCAAAAGAUAA
Molecule: messenger RNA, 1365 nt
Organism: Diorhabda sublineata
Lineage: Eukaryota; Metazoa; Arthropoda; Insecta; Coleoptera; Chrysomelidae
Exons: 1
Coding region: 1-1365 (454 amino acids)
Cellular component (GO): nucleus
Molecular function (GO): DNA binding
Source: RefSeq, a predicted model, not a curated record